CUAGGCCAAAAGCUUUUGAUUGAUCCAGUCAGUAAAAAGUAAACGAGCCAAAAAUAAAUUUUUCGCAAGAUGGCAGCCACCAUGAAAGACAGUGAUGCUCAGGUUACAUAUGAAGACCAGCAAAAGAUCAACAGGUUUGCACGAACCAAUGCCCGUCUUAUGGAUUUUAAAGAAGAGUUAGCAGCCAAAGAGAAAGAGCUAGAGAAUUUAAAAGAUGCUGAGGAAGAGUUAAUGCUGGCUGAGGGGGAUGCUGAGGUUAUUCCAUAUCAGAUUGGGGAAGUUUUGGUAGAAAUGAAUGUUGAAGAUGCUCAGUCUGCCCUAGAAAAAGCCAAGGAACUGUGCUUAGAAGAGAUUGCGGCUCUGAAACAGAAGGCUGAAAACCACAAGGAAACACUGAAUGACCUAAAGACAGCACUUUAUGCUAAAUUUGGCACAAACAUCAACCUAGACUUAGAUGAUGAGAGUUAAAUUAGUAUUACAAAUAUUUAAUUUAUUAUAAUUUUGUCAUCAUUUUGUAAACAAACUUUUAUAAAAUUAUCAUUAAAACUGAACGUGUGCAUAAUUGUGUUCUGUGGACGUUUUUAAAAAUAGCUUUUAAGCCUACAUAUU
Molecule: messenger RNA, 609 nt
Organism: Physella acuta
Lineage: Eukaryota; Metazoa; Mollusca; Gastropoda; Physidae
Product: prefoldin subunit 4-like
Biological process (GO): protein folding
Cellular component (GO): cytoplasm; prefoldin complex
Source: RefSeq, a predicted model, not a curated record